GUGGCUGUGGGCCGUUGCCAAACGUCAGCCACGCAGAGCCCCUGGGAGACGCUAAACAUCAGGGAAGUUUCAGUGUUGGCUCCAGAGUGACGUACAGGUGCCUGCCGGGUUACGUGAAGCGCCCCUUGCUCUCGGACACCGUGCAGUGCCUUGCAAACUCCAGGUGGUCCAACCUCCAGGAGUUUUGUGGGCGUAGUUGUCCGGGCCCGCUACGUCUGCGUUUCGCCAGAAUAUUACCGGAAGAUGAAAUCCAGAAUUUUUAUGCUGUUGGUACCACGGGAAAUCUUGUGGUAUUCCGCCAAAUCCAGAACAUGGCAGAGUUACUGCAAACGAUCAUCUGUUCGGUGGAAAAGCAGAUAUUGUUUGUAACCGUGGCUAUUUUUUGUCCUCCGCCUCCCGCUAUUCCCGAUGGGAAGCACAGUGGCAACGGUAUGGAGGGGUUCCCGUACAACUCGGUCGUGAUGUACACGUGUGACCCUGGGCUCCAGCUGGUGGGAAAUGAAACUCUUCGUUGUACAACGGAGAACAGCGUCGAUGGCAUCUGGAGUGGGCCUCCUCCCGAGUGCAGAGUUAGCACCACAGCAGUGAUAAACCAAACCGUGGAAGAGAAGAUAGCAGAGAACCCUUACUGGCUAG
Messenger RNA from Tauraco erythrolophus (red-crested turaco), 636 nucleotides. Lineage: Eukaryota; Metazoa; Chordata; Aves; Musophagiformes; Musophagidae. The record is from RefSeq and is a predicted model, not a curated record.